AUGACAUUCGACCAAUUAACCACGGUUCGACAAGAUGGCAUUGUAGACGAAAGCAUCGUGUUCCGCGCGUUAUGGCAACGCGAAGCAUUGGAAAGAUUAAUGUUCCCUCAAGGAGCUACGGAAGAGCGAAACGCUGCACUUGACGAAUACUUUGAUGUGGAUCAAUCGGACCAUCAGGAACGACGACGACGGUUGCUCUUGGGAACCCCUCGCUUCCGUUUCCGUGCAUCGGUUCACAUUACUGCUCCUUCGGUGGAGAAUGAGUGGGAGAUCAUGAAACCCGUGGUAUCUCCUGUCACGGCAAACAAGGACACCGCCAAAGGCAAAACGUCUGCCUCGACGACGAACAAGAACGAAAUGAUCUACAGAAAAAUGUUUUAUUCAUCGGUGGAGACGGUGCUUGGCACGCCUUAUCGUAUUCAAGUGGAAGCUCAAGUGCUGCCGCGUCGAUUACUGCAUAUUUCCGAUGACGCACGGGAUGCCGUAGACGCUGCAACGGGGGAAAAACGGGUGCUUGUGUGCCGCUUUGAGUUGCAACGUGAUAUGCGAGUCAUUGCUCAGGAAAAAAUGUCAGAAGUCAAACAAGAAAAACCAGAACAAGGGCUCGCCUCUUUAUCCACCAAAGUACGGUAUGCGAUCUAUUGUUUGAAUCAGCACGAAGGACUGGUGGAAAACAAUCGAAUUGACCCGGAAGAUCGGGUAAUGGUUCCUGUCACGGAACAGGCGGAACACAAUCACGAUGAAACGAGCGAGACAGAACCUUUUUCGGGCUAUGUAAGCCAAAUCAUGGUCAACAGCCAUCGUCUGGAUGAAGGAAUCAAUAUUGAUGCCAUGGUGGCUCUGGAAGUGUUCGAUUUCAAACGUGUGUAACCUGUCUCAAAAAGAAAUUCAAAUGACGCUCAACGAUCGGCGGUCGCACAGAUCGAACUCCGAUUUAAAAUUUACUUAGGCUAAAUGGCUGGAUGCCCAUCAAUUUAUCAGUGACUCUUUGUAGAUAGUUCCAGACUGAAUGAACGAAAAUAGCAACAACGGGGUAAGCCCAAAGUUGUCUUUCCCAGUAACUUUGGCAACCUGCAAUAAAAAAAAAGUAACCGUUGCAAC
Radiomyces spectabilis is the source of this 1101-nucleotide messenger RNA. RefSeq lists its product as uncharacterized. NCBI's taxonomy places the organism in Eukaryota, Fungi, Mucoromycota, Mucoromycetes, Mucorales, Radiomycetaceae. The transcript has 4 exons. The record is from RefSeq and is a predicted model, not a curated record. Bases 1 to 870 code for a protein of 289 amino acids.